Vanessa atalanta (red admiral) is the source of this 450-nucleotide messenger RNA. Its product is annotated as histone H4-like. Gene Ontology annotation, cellular component: nucleosome. The transcript has a single exon. Gene Ontology annotation, biological process: nucleosome assembly. The record is from RefSeq and is a predicted model, not a curated record. Gene Ontology annotation, molecular function: DNA binding; structural constituent of chromatin; protein heterodimerization activity. Bases 33 to 344 code for a protein of 103 amino acids. NCBI's taxonomy places the organism in Eukaryota, Metazoa, Arthropoda, Insecta, Lepidoptera, Nymphalidae.
GAAACCGCGCCAUUUCAAAAUUGUCCAUCAAAAUGACAGGUCGCGGUAAAGGCGGGAAAGGUCUAGGAAAAGGAGGCGCGAAGCGUCACCGGAAAGUGCUCAGAGAUAACAUCCAAGGCAUCACGAAGCCUGCGAUAAGAAGAUUGGCCAGACGAGGUGGAGUUAAAAGAAUAUCCGGUCUCAUUUACGAAGAGACUCGUGGCGUUUUGAAGAUAUUUCUAGAAAAUGUAAUACGUGACGCAGUUACGUACACAGAACACGCGAAGAGAAAGACCGUGACAGCGAUGGACGUCGUCUACGCUCUGAAACGUCAAGGGCGAACUCUUUACGGUUUUGGCGGGUGAAUUAAAACUUUAGAAAUACAUCGAUUAUAAAUAUAAAUAUUAAUAAAGUUAUGUUGUUUGGUUGUUUUAUUUAUUGAUUUCAAACAAGGCCCUUUUAAGGGCCGCA